Messenger RNA from Akanthomyces muscarius, 504 nucleotides. RefSeq lists its product as uncharacterized. Bases 1 to 504 code for a protein of 167 amino acids. Lineage: Eukaryota; Fungi; Ascomycota; Sordariomycetes; Hypocreales; Cordycipitaceae. The record is from RefSeq and is a predicted model, not a curated record. The transcript has a single exon.
AUGUCUCCAUCUCGAAACCAAACUUCGGAUGAUGCUGCAGCAUCUACAGCAGAAGCCAACGUGAGCAACCCUACCACAGCAUCGGCGACUCAGAAUCAGCCAGCAGAUACUCAGGCUCAGCCAGCGCAACGCCGCCGCCACCACAUCCGUCGUCGAGAACGCAUCUCUCAAGAGCAGUUCUUGAUGAUGACGGCCGAGGCCGCAGCCCGGCGUCAGAACGCCCAGGGCGGCACAACGACGGCCGCGGCCCCCGGAUCGAGCGCCAGCACCAACACCAACCCGGUGAACCGAUCCUCCGUCGCCGGCAUGCCUAUGCCAUACGAUCCGUUUACCGACGAGUACUGGUACAACGUACACAACCAGGCGUUGCGUGCGGAACAGGCGAGCCUCCAGCGGCGACGGACCGUGGACGAGCGCGUCAACGAGGCCCGGGGCGCUUACAACGGCCUGACGAAUAUAUUGCACCGACUGCGGAGCAAUAACAACAGUCCGGAGCCAAAAUAG